AGCCAAGUUGCAUACCCAUAUAUACAACGUACAUACAUCACCAUCAACAUCGCUUCACCCAACCAACCAACCAGCCAACCAACUUGAUAUAUACCAUACCAAAUUGAAAAGCUAGCUAACACAUCCCUCCACAGCUCCAUCAUGGAAAACGCCUCCGGCCGCAACUCCCUCUCAAACUCCAUCCGCUCCUCUCUCCGCACCCUUCUCCUCCGCCCCCAAUCCCUCCUCCUCUCCAAGCCCUGCGCCCUCGUCUUCGCCCUCUACUCCGGCACCUACAUGACCGCAAACUCCCUCGACACACUCGCCUCCACCGUCUCCAACCGGCCCGCCGCCAGCAUCACCGCGGGGCCCUCCAAAUUCGCCGCCUCGUCCGCCGCAAACGUCGGGCUCUGCGUCUACAAGGACCAAGUCUUUGUCCGCAUGUUUGGCCCUCCCGGCGCCGUGCCGCGUCCCGUCCCGCUGCCCAGCUACGUGCUCUUCACGCUGCGCGACUGCCUGACCAUCUUCGCCUCGUUCAACCUCCCGCCCUUGCUGGCGCCUUGGAUCGAUUCCCGUCUGUCCGACACGCUGCGCCGGCAUGUCUCUGGCUUGACCACGGCGCAGUUCAUCGCCCCGGCUUCGGUCCAGCUCUUCUCCACGCCGAUACAUCUGCUCGGUUUGGACAUGUACAACCGCCCAGGAGGGACCUUUCGUCAGCGAUGGGAAGUCGUGCGAUCAAACUGGCUCGUUAGCACCGCAGCUCGAAUGUGUCGCAUCAUCCCAGCGUUUGGUGUUGGCGGUGUUGUCAACUUGAAAAUGAGACGGCAUCUCAUGGAAAAGCUCGAAUAAUGCCUCUCCCGCCUGUCCCCCC
Trichoderma asperellum CBS 433.97 is the source of this 850-nucleotide messenger RNA. RefSeq lists its product as uncharacterized. NCBI's taxonomy places the organism in Eukaryota, Fungi, Ascomycota, Sordariomycetes, Hypocreales, Hypocreaceae. The record is from RefSeq and is a predicted model, not a curated record. Gene Ontology annotation, cellular component: mitochondrion.